Molecule: messenger RNA, 464 nt
Organism: Saccostrea cuccullata (small rock oyster)
Lineage: Eukaryota; Metazoa; Mollusca; Bivalvia; Ostreida; Ostreidae
Product: solute carrier family 23 member 2-like
Exons: 3
Coding region: 72-464 (130 amino acids)
Molecular function (GO): transporter activity
Source: RefSeq, a predicted model, not a curated record
UGGGCGGAUUACAGGUGGUGGGGAUUGGAUUUUUUAUUGGUCUUGUUUUCGGAAAUCUUCAAUACAUCGACAUGAAUUCUACAAGAAAUCUGGCAAUUAUUGGACUUUCUAUGCUGUGGGGCCUUGUCAUACCAUACUGGUCAAAAAUAAAAGGCGAUGACGUCAUCAAUACAGGUAGUGUAGAUGCUGACAAUUUACUCAAGAUGCUUACAAGGAACCCUAAUUUUGCCGGAUUUCUUAUCGCACUCAUUCUGGAUAAUACAGUACCAGGAACAUUUAAAGAACGAGGAAUGGCCGUGUGGCAAGCAGGUGGCCAGGAAGACGAAGGCGUGGAUCAAGAGAAAGAGGGGCGAGAGGUGUAUGAUAUACCAGCUCUAACAAAAUACUUGAGAAAGUAUCGGAUUUCAGCGUACAUUCCAUUUUUACCAACAUACUGUCCAAAAACUUCUAAAAAGUCAAACUGA